AUGCUUAAAGAAGCUCGUGGACAGGUAACCUUCAAAAUAGUGCCUUCAUAUCGAUCCGCACCACCUCCGUGUGAGAUAUUCGUUCGAGCUCAAUUUGACUACGACCCCUCUAAGGACGAUUUGAUACCAUGUCCCGAAGCGGGUGUCACUUUUAAAACUGGUGAUAUACUUCAGGUAUAA
Messenger RNA from Ostertagia ostertagi, 180 nucleotides. NCBI's taxonomy places the organism in Eukaryota, Metazoa, Nematoda, Chromadorea, Rhabditida, Trichostrongylidae. The record is from the annotation of a GenBank genome assembly.